This is a messenger RNA of Psammomys obesus (fat sand rat), 1150 nucleotides long. It is a transcript of the gene Slc25a41, whose product is annotated as solute carrier family 25 member 41. The coding region runs from base 1 to 918 and encodes 305 amino acids. Gene Ontology annotation, biological process: transmembrane transport. The transcript is spliced from 5 exons. NCBI's taxonomy places the organism in Eukaryota, Metazoa, Chordata, Mammalia, Rodentia, Muridae. Gene Ontology annotation, molecular function: ATP transmembrane transporter activity. The record is from RefSeq and is a predicted model, not a curated record.
AUGGAUCUACCUCGUGAUUGGCUCAGGGCUGGAGCCUCCCCAAAGAGAGGGACUGGGGGAGUGGUCAGGGGUGGAGCCCCGGCUAGAGCACCCCAGCGCGCGGCUGGGGAACACCUGGCGGGUCUCGGGGCUGCUUCCCCUCCUGCUCCCCAGGUGUACUCCUCCAAGAGUAACUUCAGGCACCUGGUGAGUGGGCUGCGGAGCCUGAUCCAGGAGGGCGGCGUCCGCUCGCUCUGGCGCGGCAACGGCAUCAACGUGCUCAAGAUCGCCCCGGAGUACGCCAUCAAGUUCUCUGUGUUUGAGCAGUUUAAGAAUUGCUUCUGCCAUGAGGACAGCUUCCUGCCCUUCCAGGAGCGGGUGCUCGCGGGCUCCCUGGCCGUGGCCAUCUCCCAGACGUUCAUCAACCCCAUGGAGGUCCUCAAGACUCGGCUGACCCUGCGCUUCACUGGCCAGUACAAAGGGCUUCUGGACUGUGCCAGGCAGAUCGUGGAACGAGAUGGCACAGGAGCCCUGUACCGAGGCUAUCUGCCCAACAUGCUGGGUAUCAUACCCUAUGCUUGCACCGACCUGGCCGUCUAUGAGCUACUCCGGUACUUGUGGCAGAAGUCGGGCAGGGACAUGAAGGACCCCAGUGGCCUAGUCAGCCUGUCAUCUGUAACACUGUCCACGACCUGUGGCCAGAUGGCCAGUUACCCACUGACUUUGGUGCGCACAAGGAUGCAGGCACAAGACACUGUAGAAGGCUCCAACCCCACCAUGCUGGGAGUCUUCAGGCGGAUACUGGGCCAGCAGGGCUGGCCUGGGCUGUACAGAGGCAUGACGCCCACGUUACUGAAGGUGUUGCCCGCAGGCGGCAUCAGCUACCUAGUGUACGAGGCCAUGAAGAAAACUCUGGGUGUACCAGUCCUGAGUAGAUGACAUGCCCUCAACAGGAUGAGCAUGGAAGGCCCAGUGUCCCUAGAUCUCAAAAAGCCCUCCAAGGCUUAGGCUUUAGGGCCAUUUUGGUUUACAAAAACCAUCCGGGACUAGGGUUAGAACGGCGCUUGGAGUCCCUCCGGCGGAAUACAGUCUGAGUUGGGAUUCCAGCCUGGUUUUUGCAGGCUUGUCCAAAAGAAGGUGCAGACAAGGAAUAAAGAUAGUUUUGGCUGUC